ACAUUUCCUAAUUCAUUUUUAUUCCAACUCUCAGUAGCAACAGAUCAGGAACUUGAUGUGAGACUCACACAAAUAUGGCGAAAAGAGAUAACUUGACUGACAAAAUAUGGAAUGACUGUAGCCAUCUUCCCCCUGUGUUAUCUUUAGCGAAAAUUUUUCUGUUUCUGUAUUUGAUGGCUCAGGGCAAUUGUCAUUUGCUAUCUUCCAAUAUUAACUUGGAGCUUCUUGCUACGCACACUGCCUCCAAGAUGGAGUUGUAUUUAUCCAAAUACAUCGGAAAUAUGAAGGAAAAAAAACCUCUCCUGCAAAGAUACAUGAACGACUAUGCAUUAAUUAUGCAAGAAUCAAACCGGGAUGGUACAGACUGGUAUUUAUCAAAUCCCGUAAACGAGUACUUUCUCGUCAAGCGGAUGAGCGAUGGGAAUCGCAUUUUGCGAGAAUUAAUUUUUUCCAAUAGCAGCAGGCUGAUCCAUUCAGACUUAAUUGAUGAAAACGGCAGUUUUCUAACGAAUUUGCCUACUUCAGACGACGUAAGUGAAGCUGCCAUAGGUCUAGUUCGUUUGCAAACUACUUUCGAGUUAGCCACCCAAGAUCUAGCUGAGGGAAAACUGUUAGUUUUAUCUAUUGGUCUAAAUUCAACAUCUCGUCAUCGAAUGGCCGCCGGCGACUGCUCGGAAUUGGGUCGACAAGCUUACUUAAUCGGGGAAGAUGAAACUGCAAUGGGUUGGAUGCAAGAGUCUCUUGUGAGAUACAAACAAGAAGCCGAUAAUGAGAAAUCGGUUGGCAUUGAAGACAUCCUGAAGUAUUAUGCAUUUUCUUCUCUCAAUCAAGGGCAUAAUGCCACGGCUUCACAAUUAACUCGACAAUUGAUCCAGUUACUUCCUGGUGGCCAGUCAGAACUCCAGACUAUUUUUAAAUUGGAAUCUGAAUUACGCGCUUCUACAAUUGCAAAUACGGGGCACGCUUUCCAUGACCGAGAUUACAAGGCUCUUUGCAGAGGAGAGACCGUCAUGAAACCGAUACCCGAUUCACCUUUACACUGCAGUUACUCCGGCGCAAAGGAACUGUCGGCAUUCAUGGCACUGCAACCCAUAAAACGAGAACAGAUUUCGUUGAAUCCUCCUGUAACCGUGUUUUACGACGUCAUUUCAGAUGACGAGAUUGAUAUCCUCAAAUCCAUAGCUAAACCAAAAUUGCAAGCUGGUUUAAAUGUGAAUUCGGUUACUGGUGAGAUGAGCCUAAGUCAACGGUGUGUACUUUUGAACGUUACAAUUCGCGAUGAAGAUCAUAAAAUUGUGAAGAAGCUAUCUCGUCGAAUGGAGAACAUAUCUGGGCUCAAACUGACCCGUGGCUCAUUUAACAUUUAUCAAUACGGAGUUGGAGGUCAUUUUAUUCCUCACUGGGACUACAAUUCCAUGAUUAACGAGACUUUGCUAAAUGUCCAUAGGGAUAAUCAAGUAGCAAGUUGGAUUUUUUAUCUGAGUGAAGUAGAAGUCGGUGGAGCUACCGUCUUUACUGAAAUUAAGACGGCCAUUCAGCCAGUCAAAGGAUCAGCCGCUUUUUGGUACAAUAUAUUACCGAAUGGACAAGGAGAUCCUCAAACGAGGCAUUCCAGCUGCCCCGUCCUAGUCGGAUCUAAAUUGAUUCUUGGUAAAGGAUUUGGUUAUAAAGCACAAAUGUUCCGCCGUCCUUGCCGUUUGAACUUUGAUGCCAAAGUGUAAACUCUGACGAAGAAAUUCCGCUUGAAGUUCAGCAACAAUGCUUGGAUGAAAGAAAAGAACUAAACAAUAAGUUUUAUAAAAACUAACCAACUUAUUGAGGUGUUCUUGUAUUACAUGUUAAUUUGAAUGCA
This is a messenger RNA of Daphnia pulicaria, 1852 nucleotides long. RefSeq names its product prolyl 4-hydroxylase subunit alpha-1-like. The transcript is spliced from 11 exons. Gene Ontology annotation, molecular function: protein binding; procollagen-proline 4-dioxygenase activity; iron ion binding. The record is from RefSeq and is a predicted model, not a curated record. Bases 75 to 1721 code for a protein of 548 amino acids. NCBI's taxonomy places the organism in Eukaryota, Metazoa, Arthropoda, Branchiopoda, Diplostraca, Daphniidae. Gene Ontology annotation, cellular component: endoplasmic reticulum. Gene Ontology annotation, biological process: peptidyl-proline hydroxylation to 4-hydroxy-L-proline.